AUGGCAAAAAAUACCGCAAAAACCAUUUACUCUGAAAGUUUAGCUCUGGAAGACGGCUCUGAAUAUAUGGGGCAUCAUAUAGAUGGAAUCCCAAAUGGUCUUGGAAUUAUGAAAUGUCAGAAUGGAGAUAUUUAUAAAGGACAUUUCGCAAUGGGCAAAAAAGAAGGAAAUGGGCAAAUGUCCUCGAAUAUCGGAAAUAUUUAUACUGGCAGCUGAAAAAAUAAUCUCAAGCAUGGCUAUGGGAUUUAUAAGAAUACUAAUGGAGAUGUUUAUAGAGGAAAUUUUCAAAAUGAUUUGAAAAAUGGAAAAGGAGAAAUGUACUGAAUUAAUGAAGACUCUUAUGUUGGGCACUGAAAAGACGAUAAGCAGGAUGGAUAUGGAAUUCUGAAAAAUUCAAUAUUUGAAUAUCAAGGGCAAUUUUGUGAUGGAUUUCCUGAAGGCCAGGGGGAAAUUUAUUGAAAAUCCGGAGCGUUUUAUAAGGGUGAAAUGAUAAGUGGAGAAAUAAGUGGCUAUGGAAGAUAUGAAUAUAAAGAUAAAAGCUCAUAUUUUGAGGGGGAAUUUGCUGGAGGAUUCCCACAAGGCUAUGGAGAGCUUCACAACAAGCAAUGACAUUACCAAGGGGAAUUUAAUAAUGGCCAAAGACAAGGAUAUGGAAUUUUAACUAUUUUUGAAGGCUCAAGAUAUGAAGGAUGAUGAAAGAACAAUAAAAUGUUUGGAAAAGGGUGCAUAGCAUUUAAAGAUGGCAGGAUUUAUAUAGGCGAAAUCAAUGAUUCUAAGCCAAAUGGAAAUGGAGAAUGCACAUAUGCUGAUGGCAGCUGGUACAAUGGGAGCUGGAUCGAUGGGAAAAGGUUUGGAAAAGGCAACUAUACAGGCACAGAUGGAAUGCGAUAUAUAGGGGACUGAAUAAAUGAUAUGAGAGAUGGAGUUGGUCAUUCAGUAGAAAUUGAUAAUAAUGGACACUUUGAUGUUUAUGAAGGCGAAUGAAAAAAGGAUAAGAAAAAUGGGAUUGGCAAAUGCUCUCAUUUUGAAGAUGGAAAAAAGAUCAUUGAAAUUGAAGGAGAAUGAAAUAUGGGGAAAUUUGUCAAUAAUUCUAUAUUAUAA
This is a messenger RNA of Blepharisma stoltei, 1101 nucleotides long. Lineage: Eukaryota; Ciliophora; Heterotrichea; Heterotrichida; Blepharismidae. The record is from the annotation of a GenBank genome assembly.